Closterium sp. Yama58-4 is the source of this 420-nucleotide messenger RNA. The record is from the annotation of a GenBank genome assembly. NCBI's taxonomy places the organism in Eukaryota, Viridiplantae, Streptophyta, Zygnematophyceae, Desmidiales, Closteriaceae.
AUGCUCUCCCCUCUCUCUCCCUGCUCUCCCCCCAUCCCUUACCCCUCUCCCCAUCUCCUGAUCUUUCCCUGUCCCCUCUCUCCCUCACCUCCCUCCCCUCUUCCCCACUCCCAACAGCAACGGCGGCGACCAGGGCAUGCACCUGUGCUGCCUUGCCAGCUCGUCCAACUCGCACCAGCUGGCGCAUAUGGCAAUGCUCGUACAACACAUUCCCGCUCACCCCCACUCAACGGGGGCGAGCUGCAUCUGCGCAACCAGGGCACGCAUCUGUGCCGCCUGGCCAGCUCGUCCAACUCGCACCAGCUGGCGCGGCUGCUGGAGUUCGGCGCCGACCCCAACGCCGCUGACUACGACGGCCGCACCGCGCUGCACGUGGCGGCUGCUGAGGGGCACCUCAACGUGGUCAAGGUGAGUGAAUGA